Messenger RNA from Myodes glareolus (Bank vole), 2324 nucleotides. Lineage: Eukaryota; Metazoa; Chordata; Mammalia; Rodentia; Cricetidae. The record is from RefSeq and is a predicted model, not a curated record.
GUGGAACCUAGAUAAGGCGUAGCUUCCUGGAGCCCGGGAGAAAAACUGGGAAGAACCAGGUGCUCGCUCUCUCUGGGCGAUUCCCGCGGGACACAGCGGAACUUGGGCUCUCCAUUCCUGUGGCCCUUUAACUCUACAAUCAGAUUUAAACCAAGCACGUGGCUCCAAGGGCGCCGCGACACCUACUGACAGGUGAUGGUUACUGCACCUACUCCAGCUCAAACUCAACCACAGGUAAGAUUUAUAAUUUGAAAUAUAAAUUUAUAAUUUAAAAGGGAAAAAUGACAGACUAUUUAAAACUCCAGGAACUCACUAGCUUUUUUAUUUAUACUAUGCAUGAUGUCAUGCAAAGUUUAUAUGAUUUCCCCCCUAAACCUCUCUAUUUGAUUCUGGGGAUCAGCUUUGUCCUACAUAUUUUUUUCUUAAAAACAUGGUUUGAUAAUAGAGCCAAGAAUGAGGUACUUUUAGAAAUAAUACAGUCUUUACAGACUGUUAAUGAUCUUCUGAAAGGAAAACUCAAAACGCUGGAGAAGGAUGUGAACAAUUUCGCUGACAAAACUCAGUCAAGUGAGACACUUUUAGAAAUGAUACAGUCUUUACAGACUGAUAACGAUCUUCUGAAAGGAAAACUCAAAACUCUGGAGAAGGAUGCAAACAAUUCAGCUGGCAAAACUCAGUCAAAUGAAGCACUUUUAGAAAUGAUACAGUCUUUACAGACUGAUAAUGACCAAUUAAAAGGAAAAUUCAGCAUUCUGGAGAAGAAUACAGCCAAUUUAACAAACAAAACCCAGGCAAUGACAAAGGGUGCUGAGACAUUGUCUGGGAGAAUGCGUACUGUUGAAUGUAUUAGUGAGGCUCUGGCGAAGGAUUAUGAUAGAUUGGCUGAUAGAUUGUCUCUCCAGGAAGGGAAUAUGUAUGCUAUAAAAAUUAGGUCCAAGGAUGAGACGUUAUCUCUACUGGACAGACUUUGUACCUUGGAAUCCUCAAUGAGGGCAUUAGAACAGAACACCAGACAGGAGAUCCAGACUCUACAAAAGGCAAUGGUAAAAAGAUUUGAAAAGAUUGAGGAAUUUAUAGAAUUUGAUGACCAGGGACAAAAGGUACAAAGUCAGAGGUACAACUGGAGGGAAGAGGCUAAAAUUUUAGAGCAACAGGGAAAAGCAAAAGAAUUUAAGAUUUCCCAAGAUCAAAUUCUGGGCAAGGGACUUUACUCUGAUCCUCAGGAUCAGGCUCUUUACGAUGAACACACCUUGUCCCUAUGUAGCACAGCAGCUUUAAAUGCUUGGGGCGGGACUCGGGAACUAGGAGAGAGAACUGAAUCAUAUCCUAGGAUUAAGCAGGGUUCCAGAGAACCUUUUAGUGACUUUUUAGAAAGAUUAACUAAAGCUGUACAAAUAGGGGUGACUGACCCAAAAGCUAGAAGUAUACUGAUUGAAGCUUUGGCUUAUGAGAAUGCCAACUUAGAAUGCAAAAAGAUCCUUUGGCCUUUAAAGAUCAGAUCAGCACCCAUGGAUGAAUGGGUCUUGCAUACAAAAAAUGUUGAGACAUUUGACUAUGAUAUUGAUGAUUGGGUAAGAGAUGCAAUUUCCAAAGGUAUGAGGAGAUAUCAAAAUACCAAAUGUUUUAAUUGUGGUAGAGUGGGACAUCUGAGAAGGGACUGUAGACAAGGAAUUCCUAGGAAUAAUGUCUCCUCUGGAGGACAAUGGAAUAAGUGGAGGAUGAGUCAAAAACUUCAGUAGGACAGAGGAAACGUGUACUCUGGCAGACUUCUAUAAAUGAUCAAAGAGUGUGUAUAAAUGGCAUUGUUAUUGAAGGCUUACUAGGCACAAGUGUAGAUGUAGUAUCAUUACUCCAGAAUCUUGGCGUCCAAAUUGGCCUCUUCAAGAGGUAGAUGUUCAGUUCCUAGGAAUUGGAGCCCUAUGUUUCUGGGGAAAAUAUUGGAAGAUAUUAUAGACAAAGGUCACCAGUCAUUCAGGCUGUACGAGAACACAAAGCAGUUGAUAAAUCUUCAGAGUUGCUAAUGGCCCUGCCUUUAAAAUAGUUAACUGAGAAACCAAUAUGGGUUAAACAGUGGCCUCUAACUAAAGAAAAGCUGUGUGCUUUAGAACAGCUGGUACAAGAGCAACUAGAUGCUCGCCAUAUUGAAGACUCUACCAGCCCUUGGAAUUCUCCUGUAUUUAUUAAAAAGAAAUAUGGAGAAUGGUGAAAGAUCUUAGAACUAUCAACAAGGUUUUUCAACCUAUGGGCCCUCUACAGUCUGGAAUUCCUCUGCCUCUUUGUUACUAAAGGGAUGGCCUCUCAUAGUUAUUAAUUUAAAGGAUUGU